Molecule: messenger RNA, 22910 nt
Organism: Podarcis lilfordi (Lilford's wall lizard)
Lineage: Eukaryota; Metazoa; Chordata; Lepidosauria; Squamata; Lacertidae
Source: the annotation of a GenBank genome assembly
AUUGCAAAACUAGCCUUUAAGGAUCGCGGCAGCGCGCAUUUGUUAGGAAGGAACAGAUCACAAUGGACGCAGUUUCGCCGGGACGUCCCCAGCAAGCCCAAGCCGUCGCUUUGCUCGCCGCCUGCGCUGGCCGAGGCGGGGAAGCCCGGGGAAGCGGGAACUUGUGCAAGAGGGCGGGAGGGAUCGGCCUCCUUUAGGGGAAGGAGGGCCUGGGAGAAUUGGGCCGUGGCUUCGGCGGCAAUGUGCAAACAGCGGGGGACUGGAACUGCGCCGCAAGCCGUUAGGAGGUCGACCAGCAGACCCGAAGGCUGCGAUCCGGAGCGUGCUUACUUGGAUUAGCAGUUGCCACUGAAAUCAGCAGCCUUUACAAACUUUCCAGUAAGCACGGCAAGGACCGGAGUAGCCAGAAGCACCGGCAAAAAGCAAAAUAUGCUUGUCCGGCCCAUGUCAGAACAUUUUCUUGUCUGGAAAGCGGAGGAAAGGGCGGGAGGAAACAGGCCGGGUCGGGUGGCGCGUUUCGAUUGAAACUUUUGUUUGGAAGCUCUUUUGCUUCUGCUGGGCUAGAGACCGACGUCACUGCUUAAUCCGGGCAAUUUCUCUGCUGGUUAUCUGAAAACUUCAUGCAAAGCUUUUCUCUUCCUGCUCCGGGCCCUAAGAAGCUGAUCCUAAGUGCGGAUACUCAGAAGCAAGCGCCGCUGCGUUCAAUGGGGCUCACUUCCUGGUGAGUUAUAUGUAGCGUCGCAGCACAAGGCUGCAACCGUACAUUCCUUUCUUUGGCACGACUUUGCUCUGGAGUCUGUAUUUUCAGUGCUAAGCUGUUUCUUAGGAAAUGUGUACUAAUGACUAAAACCACCUUAGAGCCUUAUUUCUCUUCACUGAAAAAUCACAGCUAACCGUCCACCCCAGAAUUAGGGAGAAAGACUUGACCUGAACUUCCUCCCUCCCGUUUUAGGAGCCAAGGACCAGGGUCCUUGGCUUCAUCCUUUGGCCUGACACUCGCCACGCUUAAUUUCGCACCCUCUUGGGUAAUAACGGCAUUGCUGCAGAUUAACGCAAUUGUUGAUGAAUUAUUUCCACGACUUUCUCCAUCCUAUUUAAUUCUGUAAUGAAAUAAACAUUAGCUCUGUCCCUGUCAUGUGCUUUAGAGAUGGGGGACAUGUGGCUCUCCUGUUGUUGCUGCACUACAACUCCCAUAAUCCCUGACCGCUAGCUGAUGGAAGUUGGAGUCCAGCAACAACUGGAGGGCCACAGGUUUUCCAUGUCUCCUUUAGUUCUGGAGAACAGCGUUUAAAGCAGCGAGAGCCUACAUAGUGCUCCCUGGAUGGUUUGGACUGCAACUCCCAUUAUCCCCAUCAUUGACUCUCUGCUAAUUGGGGCUGAUGGGAAUUGUAGUCUGCAAUAUCUGGUGGGCACCACUUUGGCUACCACUACUUUAAAGCAUGUUGGGAAACAGAAUAGAUUGGAAUAGUUGCAUUAACACAGCUACAAUAAAUUGAUUUCUAGAGGUGCCAGCAUCUGUCCUUGAAAGAUGCCUUGCAUAUUGUAAGGGAAAAUUUCAACAGGUUCCACUUCUGUCAUUGCAGUGCAGCUAUCUGUUAAUUUAUCACUUCCACACUGCUAAAUCAGGGAAAUCGCUCUGGGGAAAUAAUUGGAAGUAAGAGUGUGUGUGUAUGGGGGGGGGGGUGUGCGGUCGCUCUGAGAGGGGACAGGUUUUUUUAAAAAAUGGCUCUUUUGCCAAAGAUUGGCUUCUUGCUUUUUGAAGGUUGUAACAGUGCCUAAUGAAAGAAUAAUAAGGAUAAGUUACACUUGAAGAAGAAAAUAAGGGGUCACAUGAAAAAAAGCAUUAGAGCUGUGGUGCUGUGCUGACUUGGGAGCAAGUCCCAUGGAACUCUGAGUAAAUGAGUUACACAUUCUGAGUAAAUGUGCAUAGGAUUGUACUGUGUCAAUUGUAUUCAUCCUGGCAUUUUUUAGUUGACUCCUCAUCCACAGUUCCUAGGGAAACUGUGCCCAGAUGUCAAGGAUGAAAGUGCUCUAGCUUCCUGUAGAUGGGUGGCAUGUCAUGCUGUUGUGAAUGAAGCUGCACCUGUUUUUAAAAAAUCACAUUUGCACAGCUGGUUAUCUGUAUCGGUUCCCCAUGUGUAAAAUGCCAUGGAAAUACCUGGCAUUGCCUGUGUGUUAGGGAUGGGGAUUUGGUACUCAAAGAUCUUUAAUUUUUCUAUUAAACUUAUCUUGCUAUAUUGCUUGCAAAGAUCUAAUAUUCUUUUAUUAAGAUGCAUUUAUGUGGUUCUAAAGAGGAGGCAAAGAACUCUAAUAGUACAUGAAAGAUGUAGAAACUUCAAAACGCAAUCAGUUUCCCCACGUUGUCUUUCAAACGUCCAUUCUUCCUUCCUAGUUUUAUCAGCUUUGGGGCCCAUUAUAUGCCUUAAUAUGCCACUUAAACAGCCCAGCUGGGGAAGGUGUUGUUCUGCCCUCAUUUAUGCUCAGUGCCUCAAGUACAGCUUCUGCUAUUUCCUUCAUCUGGAUGGAUUUUGCGUGUGCACUGGUUCUUCAGCGUUUUGCUCCUCUCCCUCCAUUUCUUCACAGGGGCUGCCUCUCUCCUCCAUCUUCCAUUUCAAUCCCUUGCGGUGGCACCGGUGCUCGUUUGGCUGGCAAGUCAAAACAUGCGCAGCCCCUGGCAAUGUGACACCAGAAGAUGGCUGGGCCACAGGAGCUUGGGGACCCUCUGGGGGAGGGUGCUUUGGAGGCUGAGGCACCUGCUAGUUCCUGCUUGGCUGGCAACAGGCUCAACUUAGACGUCUACCCAGAGGGCUGUCGCCUAUUCCUCAAGCUGUAUGAGAAGAGAAGGGAAGAAGUGGAGCAGGUGGAAUUCUUGAGGCUGAGCUGCAAUGAGGAACUUAUCACUUCCACACUAAGCACCAUUCCGGUCCUGAAGGGCUUAAAAUCUCUUGUACUCAAAGGUAAACUGCAUGCUUCUUUUCUCUUUCUGUCUUUUGACCGACUGUUUCACUUUUUAAUUUAUAUUUCUCCCCUUGGUUUAGAUUAGCUUUUAGGUUUCCUUCCCCGACCAAGCCCAUCAAAAUGACCUUAGGUCACUGUUCUCACAAAGGUGCACAAUGGUCUGACUCUGCUGCAAUCCUAUGCAUUUCCCCACCUCAGAAGUAAGUCCCACUGUGUUCAGUGGGGCUUACUCACUGCCAGGAAAGUGCAUGGUACAGUCCAAAACCUCAAACCUAUGCACGCUUACCCAGGAAUUGAGCAUGGUGAGAUUUACUUCUUAGGAAACCUGCAAUGGGUGGGUCUGCACCCUCUUUUGGGAAUGGGCCUGUUGUGUUUACUCAUAUGUAAACCCACUGUUUUCAAUAGGGCUUUCUCUUGUUGGAAUGGACAUGGGGCUUUCAUUAUCUUUGGCUGAACAAAAGUCAGGUUUUCCUACUGUAUUCCUUCUGACAUUUGGCUUGGAACAGACCUUGUUUCAACAGUGAAUGAAACGAGACUGCUUUCUGAUCUUUAGCUGUAGAAUGGGGCUUGCAGAAGUGAAAAAUGAUGAUGACAGUUCCAUAUCUGUCAAAAUGCAGAAAGUGCCAAAUUGGGACAGUAGCUUCCCUUUUUACAGUAGAGAUGAUUAUAUUACAGUAGAGAUGAUUUACUUUGUGUCUAUGUAGCAACAUGAAAAAGCUUUUGGAUAGAUAUUUACUCUGAUUUUUAUAUGUCUCAUUUAAGCUGAGGGGGUCCUUUUCUUCUUCCUGUGAUUCUCUCUUCAUCACCCACUUUUUAUUCUCAUGCCACCUUCCCAUAAACGGAAAGCUCUGUCCUCUUGCUCGUGUUGGGAAUGAAAUGGGCAGGCGACAGAAUUCUUCCAUGUUGUGGGAUUUUUAAAAUACCCGUCAAAAGCACAGAAGGCAGGGGGUUCGAUGUUGUGCUGUUUGCCUUUGCCUUCCUCUACCGAAGUCUAAGGGUCCCCACCCCCUAGCCAUCUGUAACAUGUGCACUAGAUUUGGCCUGAAGUCCUAACCAUAUUUACUCCAAAGUAAGUUCCAUUGGAAUCUGUGGGGCUUACUUCAGGUUAUGCAUACAUAGGCUUGCAUGGUUUUUUCAGAACAAUAGGAAAAAGAUCAGGCUGCAAAUUGAUAACCAUGUUGAAAUCUACAAGGCACGUUAUAUUGGCUAACACGUUUAUGACAACACAAGCUUUUGUGGACUGGAGUCCACUCCAUCAGAGAACCUGUAAGGCAUCACAAAAUACACCCCCCCCCCCCACCAAAUAGUAUGGGAAACAGCCCUACUAGAAAAAUUAACUAAUAAACUGAAACUGACACGGGGACAAACAGAAGAAGACGCCUUCACCCCGGUAUGGCUCCCCUUUAUCACAUACACAGCCCAACAGGACAAUGACAAUAAUCCACCAACAGCAUACAAAUCAAUAUGGCUAACCUGAUCCAAAACACCCACCCACCUCACUCACACAUGAAAACAAAGAUCACCACAGCCAAUCACAAGCAAACAAUCACACCCUAGGCCAACCCCAACCUCUCUCACCACCAAAGGAACACAAGUGAACAACACAAGCAACGCUGACACCAAACUCUACAUACAUUAAACAUAAUAGAAACACCGCCACCCGACCCCACCCCCAUCCAUCUUCCCUCUCUCCACCCCCCCUUUCUUUUUUCUUUUUUUUUCUUCUCCCCCUAAUGCCUCAACAAAUGAAAUGGAUUUGUAAAAAUGUUACAUGAAAAAAAAAUACGAGGCACUACACUUCUGUAAAACAAGAAAAUCCUUAAUAAAAUAUUUUUAAAAAAACAAACCAAAAAAACACAAAAUACACCCCCCCCCCCAACUUGUGGCAAACUAUCUUGGCUACUCUUUGCCUUUUGAAAUUGGUGUGGCACUCCCUUUAGGAAUAAGCAUGUGUGCCUAACUCUUGAACUGUUUUGAUCUUUUUUUUGUUUCAAGUAUCUACAGCAAAAACAGCAACUGUAGCUUUCAUUAAUGCAUCUAAAUUAAUACAGUUUCAGCUGGCCAACCUAUUAAAAACCUAGGUUUCAUUAGAACAGGUAUUUAUAAUAACCAGUUUAUACUGAAUAUAAGCAACAGUAGCUGUGUGUGUCUCAUGCGCAGCUGCAAGCUACCAAUCUUGUUGCUUUAUUAUCGUUGUUAUUAUAUUGGACUGAAAGCUAAGGGGCCAAAAAAGACACUUCUUUGUGAGUGUAGCAUGUUCAUCACUCCUGCUGUAGCCCUGAAAGCAAAAAAUCCAGACCCACUUCCACUGACAGUUAUCGGGUUCCUGUAGUCCCUUCAUGCCCCAAAUCCUUCAGACUUCUUGUAUUUUCCAAUUAUCUCUGUUCAGUCUUCCAUAUUGUUGCAUUGGAUAGCCAUGUGCUUAUAUGAGGCUAGUUAACGGAGAUCCUUGCAACGAGACUUUCUCUUCCUGCAUUUUCCUGGCCUGCAGGUGGACACACUAGAGAUGAAAUUGGCACUCCCCAGAGAGGGUUGGUGGCAUCAUUGCCGCAAGAGCUGGGGGAGCUAAGCCACCUUGCUCACCUGGAUCUGGGCUUCAACAGCUUCAGUGCUCUGCCUCCCUGCAUCACCAAGCUGGGCAGCCUCAGGAGCCUCCUGGUGAGUCACAACAGCCUGCAGGGGCUGCCCGAGGACUUUGGCCAGCUCAGCAACCUCACUUUCUUCUCCGCCAUGAAGAACCAGCUCCAAGGUCUGCCGCAGAGCAUAGGGGAGCUGGCAGCACUAGAAACACUGGACCUCUCUGAAAACGCACUGGAAUCGCUUCCUGAAGAGAUUGGAAACCUGCAGAGUUGCACAGAGCUGGAUCUCUCAGGGAACCUAUUAACAGGAAUACCUAGCUCUCUUGGUAAGUUGUUCCCAGUUGCAAGAGAAAGGGAGUAAAUAUUUUAAGAUGCAAUUUGAGACUAAACAAAUUACGAGAUUAAGGCUACGACACGUUCAGGGUCACAUGGCAUAGCUGCAGUUUUCCUGUGCAAUUGUUAGGAAGUAAGGCUCAUUUAACUCAGCGGGGCUUACUUUCACAGAAUGAGCUUAAAUUAGGUCAUUUUUGAUGAAUGGGAAUACAAAAAAUGCAAAUAUUUAAUGAAACAUAUAUAGACCUCUUCUCAGUAGCUGUUCUCAGAGUGGUUUACGAUACAACUUUUUAGGAAACCCAGUAGUUAUACAAUCUAAAAUAUUUAAAGUUGUUAAGAUUUGCAAUGGGAAACCCAGUCAGAUGGGCAAGGUAUAAAUAAUACAAUCGUUGUUGUUGUUGUUGUUGUUGUUGUUGUAUUCAGGCUGAAGCAAGGCACAGUCUUUGUAGCAGCACUGUCACGUUACUGAUAACCAGAGUCCUGACUAAACAGGAAAACUUUUCUGGCCACUGUUUCAGAUUUGGCAAGUCUGCAGCUGGUGUGUGUUGUAUAGCUGCAGAGGGAUCCACUACUACUGAUGGUGGUACCCACAUAAUCAGGAUGUAAGUGUAUUAUAGCACAAAGGGAAGGAACCCUUUUUUAGCUUAAGGGCCAUAUUCCCCAAUGGUCCACAUUCCGGGGGCCGCAUGACAGUGGUGAGCAAGGCUAGAGGCAAUGUGGGUAGAGCAAGUGAUUUGACUCUUUGUACAAAAGGCUACGUUCUAGCCUUGCAAAAAUCAAAGGGAUUUUACAUGCACCUCCAUACACACACCUCUUCACUAUUGAGGUGAGCUACAAUGCCAAGGGAAUACUAGGAUUAAGCCUGACUCCCCCUGACCUUUGCUAAUUAGAUUAUUUAUUACAUUGUGUUCCUCGAAUACCAGGCACGUCCCUUUUGGCUAGUACGAGAACCUUUCUAUGGUAAACGUUUAUGGUAUGAGUAUGCUGUAUAAAUUUUAUAUCUAUCUAUCUGUGCAUGUAUGUAUGCUUGAGGACUGGUUUUUAUUGUGGUGGAAGUAAGCAAGACCCCGAGUUGUUUUCUUUUUGGUUAUAGGGGAUUUGCAAAUUGUGAAUGGGGGAGAGUUGCUUGCAUAUAAGGAUUUACAAAGUGUAGGCUGAUUCUCUCUCUUUCCCACUCCUGCUCUGACUUGCAGGCAAUUUGCAGUCUCUGCGGCAGCUACAUCUUCACAGCAAUCUUCUGGUGACAGUUCCUGCAUCCCUGGCCGGCCUUCACAACUUGUCCAGGCUUGAUCUGCAAAACAAUAGGCUGCGCAGCAUCCCCCCAGAGAUCCAGAGCCUCCCCUUUGUGCACCUCCGUGGUAAUCCUCUAGGAGAGCCAGAGGUGCCACUGCAACCAGGUUAAUUGCUUUUCUUCUGUCUGAUUUGUUUAACAGCUGCUCUAACUGGCGACAGUCAGAAGCUGCCUUGUGAUCUGUGUGGCUGGUGCAGAAGGUGCAGCUCUGUGUUUUUUGUGAGAUGUGUGUAGACACAUCUGAAAUUGCAGCCCUUACAAUAUGAAGGACUGAUUGAAAGACCACCUGGUUGGUUUUCACAGGCAGCUGAGCCCCCUUCAGUCAUUCUUCUCCAUCCCAUCAAAAUUGCCUGGAUAGAAAAAGUUGGGCUUUGCCCUUAAGCUCCGCUGCUGCUGCUGUGUCCUCUCCUGGCCCUUUCCCCACCAUCCAGGGAGCCUGCCCUAUGAGUAUAAGCUUCUCAUGUGACCCAGAUCCAGGGCUUUUUUUCAGCUGGAACUCACUGGAGCUCAGUUCUGGCACCUCUCAGCUGGGAGCCAUUGCCAUUCUAAGAGAACAAGGGAGGCACUCACGGUGAGUUCCAGCACCUCUUUUUCUAGAAAAACAGCACUGCCCAGAACUACAUGUGAACAGGGAGUAAAUCAUGUGGGGAGCGCAUUUGCCUACAGCAUGCUUCCUUCUUCAGACCUUCCCAGCCAAUGCAUGGGGAGUGAGGGUUGAGGGGGGCAGCAAGCUUGGCCCUGCUCCUCCCCUCACAUUACUGCGACUACAAGAGGGCACAUCAUCCGAAGUGGACUCAGAUUCAGCUCAAAAUGAGGCACUGCUGAAAAUAAGAGAAGGCUGCUAAGAAGGGUGGGCAGACCUUAAAGCCAAAAGAGAGACCAAUUUGAAUGCAAAUUGCCUUAAAUUUUCCUGGGUGUUUCUCUCAGGCACUCUAAAGCCAGGUUUGUGGUGGGUGACUUUGAAGCAAAUGGGUUCAUUCACUGGUGACUUUACUUACAGUCGCUGAUAAAUGAAAAUCGCCAUUACCCUUAGACAGGCGUUGCUUGUGAAUGUUACUUUCUCAUAGGACGGGGGUCACCAAUCUGGUGCCCACAAAGACUUUCAUGGGUACUUCAGGGCAGAUGUCCCAGUCUCUGAGUUUUCAUGUUGAAAAAGGAAAGUCAGUCUGUAGCCCUCUUAGAAAAAAAGUUGUGAGGUAAAAUGGGCAGGUGCCUUCCAAGCAACAUCUGUGGCAUGCGAGUGAAUCUGGUGUGGCACUUUGUAUAUGUUCCUGGUUCUGAGGGGUGCUCCCUAUUGCUAUAGACAGCAGCCACAUCCCUCUGUGUGUGUAAGUAAAACCUAUAUAGCAUGACAACGUCUGUAAUCAUGACCAGCAGAACAUAGCUGUCUUCCCAUGGUUAGCAUAAAGUUGUCAGGGAUGGCUGCCUCUCUAAUUUUGUGUAGUGCAUUGCAGCCAUUUUGUUUUGCCCUGCUCUGCCAACAGCUAUUUUGUGACUCUCUCAACAUUUGAAAUGUGCCCACCAAUCCAUAAAUGUUAGUGACCCUGUCAUAGGUUUUAUUUUGAAAUUCUGGUGGGAGUUCAUGUCAUAGAAAUCAUGGUUUAAUAUUCAAGUGGUGAAAUAUCUGGGGCUGGCCCUGUGGGAACAAGGCACCACCAACAACAAUUUUAUUAUUUAUACCCCGCCCAUCUGGCUGGAUUUCCCCAGCCACUCUGGGCAGCUUCUAUCACAUAUAAAAACAUAAUAAAACAUUUGACUAAGCCAUUUGUCUUCAACGGGUGGAGCAGGACCCACCGCUGGUUUGAGAGCUAAUCAAAGGGGAGUCACAACAGUAGCCCUCCCACCAUACAAGUAUAUGAUAAAGAAAGAAUUGAGGCCCAAGUGCAUGUUUUUGGUUUGAAAAAGUUGAAGACUACUAUACUCAUUCCUACAGAAGCACUUAACACGUUCUGUUUAUAUUCAUGUAAACUUUGUUUUCUGACUUGUUGCAGACUCAAACUCAAGGCCAGAAAAAUUACAAAGACUAUUCCUUGAAGCUGGUGAGGAUAGGUAUUUCACAUACUUUUUUUGGCCGGUGUCUUUCUGUACUAUCGUCAUGUCAGAGUAUCUUCCUAAUUCACUUUUGGCAUAAUAUUCUCCUUGCUUCCCAUGGCUCCUGGGAGGGAGGGAUAUACAUCUAAUACUAAUAAUAAUUAAUUGUACUGUGAUGCCUUGUUCAGUUGUUGAUGCAGGGGUAGUUUCUGUGGGUUAAUCAUCCCCGUUUUUUUACAAAUGAGCCAAGCUGGAUUUCUAAAAAGAAACUGGUUGCAAGUUAACUAUCAGUGGCAAACUCACUGAAGGGAGCAGGGCAGGCACCGCCAAGUAACAUCUCAAAGCAGCACUGCGGGACAUGGGUCUUGGGUCCCUGUUUCUUAUGGGACUCUUGAGUGUGGAACAGCGGCCACUGUCUUUGCUGUUGUUGGUCAUUCUGCAGUCGGAGUGCCAUCACUGUUUUAAUCUUUGGGAUGUUAAGAUUGCUACUAGUCCAGUAGUAGCAAUCAUCACCAGAUAAGCCUAGAGGGGGCUCAUACAUCCAAGGGCCAAUGGCCCCCUCAUUCCUGGAGCCUGCAAGUGGGACCUCUGCAUACCAGCCCUGAAAGAGGAAAAAAGCCAGGAAAAUAUCUGAGAAUAGCAAGGAUAUGCUUAGUUUUAGUUUCUUAUUUUACUUGACACUUUUAUAUCCCACCCAUCAACUUUGCAAAAACAGAGUGGCCAACAAUAUGCCAUAUCAAGAAAAAAUUACAUCAAGUAGCAGUGUUGGGAAAACAUUUUUUUUUAAAUGAUAUUUAUUGAAAAAGGAGUUUUUUUUAAAAAAAAUUACACAAAGGAAAAAACAAGACAGAAAAAAUAAAAUAAAAUAAAUAAAUAAAAAGAAAACCAUCAUUCUCCAAUUCUCCACUUUCAAUACCUUCUUUCCUUGACCUCCUCCUCCUCCCUUUUCCUGUAUCCUGUUUUAUAAUAAUCACAGUAAAUCCUUUCCAUAAUUCAUAGUAUUCUGUCAUCACAUUACCUUGAUCUAUUUUCAUCUUAUCUUACAGAAAACCUUAAAGUUUAAAACGUAAAUCUUAAUUUUUACCAACUUCUCCUAAACCAUAACAUUCUUACCUAGUUCUUUAGACAUUUUUAUAAGAGCCAAAUAGUUUCAUUUCAACAUUUUCCUAACAUUCAUCAAUUUUAUAAAACAGUCCUAAUGAUAAGAAUAAAAGAAAAAAGCAAUCCAGUCUUCAUCCAACGUCACUUCCUCCUGGUCCCGGGUUUUGUCAGUCCUUUUUAUCCUAUUAAUCUAGCACAUUAACCUGGCAAUCUUAUAUCCGAGGCCCUCAAGUCUCUUCCAUGUCCCUUUUGUACCUCUUCUUUAUAUUUCCCUUUUAUUCGUGGGAACUCCAGCUUGAUAGUGUUUUUGACCCUUUUCAGCAAGACGAUCCCUUUUCCAUAGUCCAGGAUAGGCUCGAUGUAGUAUUUACAAGCAUGCUCCAGAUUCCCAUCAAAGUUGGGAGCCCCCACAGCUCCAAACAUUUGACGGCCCCUUUCCAGACUUGAAAAGUCCAAAUCUCCCUGUAAAGGGGGGGUCUAUCCAACCCCCCAUUUGUUGGGAAAACAUUUUCACCUUGUGCCCAACUGAGGCCAAUGUGGGGAGACAAUCAAAUUCCAUUCGGGAGGGGGUGUCAUAAUUAGCUGCAAGGGGGCACCACCAAGAAUGCCCUGUCUUCUAUCAUUGCCCACCCAGCAGAAGCUAAAGUUGGAAUAACAAACAGCUGAUCCCGAGCAAAUCUUCAUAGAUGGGUAAGGCUGAGGCAGUACUGGAGGAAGUGCUCUCCUGGGUACUUGGAUCCCAAAUGGUUUAGGGCUUGUAUUGGGUCUGGAAUGUCACAAGUCACAAGUGUAAGGGAUUUGAGUACCAGAGUAAAGUGAUUCCACCCUCCCCCCCCCCCCAAUAACAGCCAGGUAGUUGCAGUUUCCAAACUCUGCACUCAGACGUGGCUAGGAACAGCCAUAUCUGAUAGUCAUUCAGUCAUCCUCCAAAUAUUCUAGAAAUGGAACCCAGAUGCUUUUGAAGGUGAUGAGACUAUCUGAUCAUUUGGAGCAAUUAUCCAAAACUCAGUUACCACAAUCAGGGUCCCAGGGAGAGCAGGGAAGGCCAUGGGAUUGGAGUAAUCUGGAGUCUGGAUGCAGCUAAGCGAAACACAGUGUAGCCAAGCCUUAGAACUGUAUCUAGAAUUCUGACAGUCUAUAGAUAUUUAUAACUCAGAACUUUGGAGUAAAGAGGACUGUAACGUUGUAGAAACAUCCGUGCUUCUCUUUGUAUCUUCUAAGCUUUACUGUGACCCCUGAAGGCUGCAGAGUUUUCCUAGCUUGUGGUGUCCAGUUUUGCUUCCCCUUGGGUGCCACCACCACUUCGGUAACUAUCCACUUCCAAAAGCACUCCCCUGACCCCCAGUGGGUAAAGCUGAAGGACCAUGACAUCCUGCUGAGUGAAGUCCUGGAGCUGCAGCCUCAUGAGAUUCAUUUCCAGAAGGUAAGAAGAGCUCAUGAAGUCAUAAAGGAGUUUAGGCUAGAACUGCGCUAAUUCCCCCAAAUCUUUCAACUUGGGCACUGGCAUGGGGGAAAAGAAGAAGAAGACUGGCCUGCCAAAAAGUGGCCACUGAGAACCCGGUGUAUUAAAUGUGAUAAUGGCUGGGUUGCUUGCAAAUCACCCUUUGUGGCAUUUAGGCUGCUGCCAAUGAGGUUCAGCUUAAUCAAAUGCGAGUUCCAUCAGGAAAAAUGCCCCAGGACAACCAUUCUGCUUGUGAGAUAUGUAGAAUGUGGGAAUAAGAUAAACAGAGUUCUAGUUUGGGUAGGACCUUUCCUUUUUUUAAAAAAACAACAACAGCUGAAAAGGUAUUUAAUAAUAUAAUCCCUCCCCUUUGCCAUAUGUUUUAAGAAUAGUAAAACAAUUAAGCACAUUAUAAAACCUACACAGAUUUGCAUGCAAAUAUUAUGAAACAACCAGGAAUUCAAAUAAAUUAGCCAUUACAUGUUAUUCAUUUACUUAGACUGAAGGCUGAGGGUGACAGACUAUAGGUGCUAAAAAUGAAUUGCACUAAAUAAAUGUCAUCAAAGUUCCCAUCUCUCUGGCUGUUUAGCCCUGGCCCCUGAAACUCAGCAAUUGUAUUCUUGCAUGUUGUAUGCAUUGCACCUUCUGUGCUUUGCAAUCACUGUUGCGUGCAGCAUCCCCAGUUAAAGAAGCAGUGCAGGUCUGAAGGUUGGCUGGAAGUGUAUAGAAGUUCUUUUUCGGUUCACCAUGCAAUAAAACCGAUCUCUUACUACUAGCAUGUCUGUGAGCUAUGUGGGAACUGCUGCGUUUUCCCCAAUCUUGACGCUGUAAUAUGCAACCUUCCAUGCUGUUGCCCUCUCCGCUUCCUCUUUACGAGGUACAGCAGAAAUGAGACACACUAACAACCUUCACUUGCUCUCCACGUCCUCCCCAAUGGCUGUCGGCUCCUGAGGUCCUUCUCUUGCUCCCUGGAGUUAUGGAGAUGUUUCCUUCUCAGUGGUUAACUCAUGGAAACUGUCUUGUUCCGUCUUGUGUUCUUCAAGGAGGUGCUGAUCUGGCUGCCAUAUGCCUCCACGCAGUACCUGCAUGACCGUGAGAUUGUAAUUCGAACCUUCAGUGGGCAAAAUUGGAGUGACUUGAAAACCAGAGUGGAAUGGAAAGAAAAGCCAAAGGUAGGCCACGAAGUGCAACGGGUUGUAAAACAUGCCAGUUACCUCACUUCUCAGCAAGUUCUUCCUUGCAUCAGUUGGGUGCCAUAUUGAAUUCCUGCUGGAAGCUUGGAGGGAGGGCUGAGCUGUAACCUGCAGCUGCUUUCUCUUCAGUUUUGCCAUGUGUUUUCCCCUAGAGAUUGUAAUGCACAUCACCCACUCCGUUAACUCAUUAAGGUCCUGCACCUAGGCAUGCUAAGUAAGUCUUAUACUUGGUUUUAUUUGCAACUGAGAUGGGUGGCCUUUCACAGAGAGCCAGCAUAGUGUUGUGGUUAGGCAGGGGAGACUCAGGUUCAAAUCUCCACUCAUUGGUGAAGCUCAGUAGGGGCCAGUCACUGUCUUCUAAACCCAACCUACGUGACAAGAUUGUUGUGAGGAUCAAUUGAUAGGGCAACAAUCAUGUGUGCCACUUUGAGCUCUUUGGCAGAAAAGUUGGUUAUAUGUGUAGUACCGUUAGGAAUUGCACUCUCAUUUGUUGGCCUCUCUGUUCUGUGUACUGCCAAAGAGAGAGAGCUUUUAAGGGAAAGUUCCGUAAGUUAGUAGGUCUGUCAAACACAAAUUGGACAAAUUCAGAUGUGAUGAUUAUGAAUGAUCAACAUGCUUGAGCUAGUUAUUUCUGUGAGUCAGCUAGCUGUUUCAUCAUCUGAACCAGCACGCCCAGAUUGCAGAGGAGAUGUCCUAGUUUUCUUAAAACCAGAGUUUCCCGGUUUGAAUGCCGCAGGGAACUCUGGUUUAAGAAAGCAGGAAGUCUCUUCUGAAGCUGGGUGUGUGAGAUGAGGAUGAAGGGGCACACUCAAGCUUGUUGCUCAUUAUGUACAACCCAACAGGCUAUGGCCUGUUGUUGGAAGUGGCCCUGUUACAUUUGAGCCAGGCCAGUUCGCGGAUAUUUGUAAGGAGUAUAAGACCUGCGCUCAUUUUCAGUGCCUGAUUCCCUCUGUUUAAAGUAUUGUUGCAUGUUACAAUGGUGCCUGUCAUUCCUUCCACACCCUCUGACAGAAGCAUGUGGCCUGCUGCAGCGUCCCUCACUUCUCCUGGUUCUUGGUUGUCUCUCGACUUGUGGAGAAUGAAUGCAGAGUCCCUCAAGAGGGAGCCUUGCUUUUUUCAACUGUCGAUCCCAACAUCAAAGUGACCUUUCCCCCUGGCGUGACUGAGGAGACGAGGACAGUGAAGCUCCAGGUAAGCCUCUGCCCAGGAAGCCUAAAGAGUCCAGAAAUGUAUUCAAAGAUUGGAGAUUUAAUUUUUUUUAAGACCUAUUCCAGUCAAGUUGCACAGUUUAGGUCAUGAGUGCCUUAAUGUUGCCCUGGUGUUAUAAAAUCAAAAAGACAUGCCCUGAAAGAAUUUUGGAAGCUCCUAUUUGACUUAUACAGUCACUGCUCAAAUAAUUACUUUUAGGAAUAAAACUAUUGACACCUGUGGCUGGAAUCUUUCCCAAUAUUGCUUCUGAGUGCAGCCUUUUCCACAGUGUUAGAUCCCUUCACUUUCAGGACCAUUUUUUCAAGACAUUGAUAGCUGCUGUGGGAAGAAUGGUCUACAAAGUCCAUUGCUUGUGUAGGAAACCCCCACACUACCUGAUGGAGCCAAUUCCCCCCCUUUUUUUAAAUGUUCAGGUGCUGCCCGUGUCUUCAGAGGACCUACAGGAGAUCACAAAUGAUCCUGAGACGGUUGCUAGCCCCCUCCUCUGCCUCUCCCAGAAUUCCAGCAUCGACUUCCUUCAGCCUGUACAAAUUCAGCUCCCUCUGCCCCCAGGAGUCACAGGUAGGUUUGAUCUAGAAAUUCCCUCAGCAGAAGGGUUUUGACAGAACUGUUAAUGCUUCCUUAGAAUUACCACACCUGAAUUUCACAGGCUAGUUAAAUUUGCAGAACGUUGCUACAAUUAAAUGCGCUUUCAAGCUGGACAGUUAAUCUUCUGUUGAGGAAAUUGGGUUGUGCAAGUAUAGUGCACUAUAACACACUGAACUGCAAGGUGCUCUUGUUUAUUCUGGGUCACGCCGCCCCAGUCAUUUCACAAUUUCACAUGUUCCAUUGAUAAUCCAGUGCCGAAGGCCUUCUGGUGGUUCCCUCAUUGCGAGAAGUGAGGUUACCGGGAACCAGACAGAGGGCCUUCUCGGUAGUGGCACCCGCCCUGUGGAACGCCCUCCCUUCAGAUGUGAAGGAAAUAAGUAGCUAUCUUAUCUUUAAAAGACAUCUGAAGGCAGCCCUGUUUAGGGAAGUUUUUAAUAUUUAAUGCUGUAUUGUUUUUAACACUCGAUUGGAAGCCGCCUAGAGUGGCUGGGGAAACUCAGCCAGAUGGGCAAGGUAUAAAUAAUAAAUUAUUAUUAUUAUUAUUAUUAUUAUUAUUUAUUAUUGGAACAAAACCUCAUCCAUCCUGAUUAUGCACUGAAUAUAGUUUGUCCUUGAGGUCUGUAGAUAACAGCAUAUUUUUUUUGGUCCACAGGUCUGACCCUGGAUCGCUCCAGGGUGCAUCUGCUGCACAGUGACUGGAAUGCUCAGAACUGGAAUGACAUCACCAGUCAGGUGGUGCUGGAGUUCACCCACCUCUAUGCUUUGUUUGAAGUCACACACUUCUCCUGGUGAGUUGACCCAGGAGGCACACUUCAUAUAUCUUCCUGGGCCAGCAAGAAGAGAAGGUUCCAUCCCUUCCUGCCAUCCAUACACAUUAUAUAUAACAUAAGAACUGGGAGCUCCACAAAGAAGAGACCAUAUUCAUCCAGUUGUUUUCUCUUUCCUCUGAACAAGGGGUGGGAGUGGGUAGUCAACAGUAAGAUAACUGUUUAGUAUUCUUUGUUAAAUGGUCCUCGGUUCCUGCUUCUCCACCAGGCAAGAAGGAUCAUAUUGGGCUUAUAUGAGCCAGGCUGCAGAUCUGAUUCUGGUUCUUACUGAUUUCCUGCAGUGUAUACUUGAACGUAGUCCAACUCAGGCUAUUUGUGUCUUUCUAGAACAUUUAGCAAAGAAUACAGACACAGAGGAAUGCAAUCUUAUAGGUACCAGGUGUGCUGGACAAAAUUUAUAGUAUCAUAAUGGCUUGUUCAUGUUGCUGAUUCACUCAGACAUGGAGAAUGUGAGUUGAUCACAUGAAGGCUGGCUUUGUAUCUGCAGGGAAGCAGUUGUGCUGAUGCCUCAUGCUUCACAGCAAACUCAAAUGCACCAUGGCACUUGAUCCAUCUGCUUUUAGAUGCUUUGCUGCGGAAUAGUAGAUACUGGGAUUGAGUUCAGAGUUGUGCUCAGGGUGAAGAAAUUGCAUAUGCAUUUCAUCAUGAACGCUGAUCAGCACAGGCACAUUCAACUCAUCACGCUAAGUAUUGUCUCUGAGUUGUACCUUGUGGAAUGAUCAUGUUUUGUUUUGUAUGUGUAUUCAAUAAUGAGAUUCACAGCUUCUUCCUUUUCCUCAAUCACACAUCAUUUCCUUGCUUUUGGCAGGUAUUUAAAUAGGUGAAUCAGAUUGCCCCUACUGGGGCGGGUCUGUUUUCUGUAUCAUCUGUUCAGUUUUCCUUUGACAUAGAAGUGCACUUGCACACCUCCAUAUGUUUCUUCUCGCAUAGAGAAACAGAACUUUGCACUCAUGCCACCCCCAUUUGCAAUAUAUGUGCUCACAAGCGAAAAAAGCAAACAAAUCAAAAUGAUUUUGCAAAUCCCCACUCUUUCCCCCAGGUACUGGUUGUGGUGCACCACCAAGACCUAUAUUGGUGGCUUUGCCAAAUAUGUCUAUAAAAGGUUGCGCAUGUACCAGGUGAACUUCAUAGCUCUGCAGAGGAAGAAAGAUCCUGAGCAAGUCUUGCUGCAGUGUGUCCCAAAGCACAAGGUAAAUUGUUCACUGUCCUGGUUUUGUGUGUGUACAUGCGCAUGCAGUAGUGCACAUCCGCUUGUGAUCUGCAAGCAUGAAAUGCAGCCAAGAACUUAUCUAUGUUUAGAGCAACUCGUAACCCACCAAACUAAACACAGCCCUCUGGUCACCAGGGGAUCAGUAAGUCACCUGCUGUUGCUCUCUUCCUGGAUUGCAAAAAAAAGAGGAGGGCACGAGUUGUGCAGGACUGGAGCAGAAGCUGUGCUCACUAGCAUGAGCUAUAUAAUACAUGAAAUCCAGAGAGACCUUUCUGGGUUUGAAGCGGGGUGGGUGGGAACCAGCUGGUUGUGAGUAGAGCCUUCUCCUAUGAAUACUUGAGAUUGGCUUUGUGCAUUCUUUUAUGAUGGGCUUUAGUUGAAGUAAGAGCAGCAAGCAUGGCGAGAGCAGGAAACAUUGGCUAGUGCAAUCUAUGGUUUGCUGCAGCAGGGUGAACGAGGCCAGCUUAGGUGGUCAGCUUGGCAUGAGUCCUCAUAAUAGGGGUAACAGAAGCAAAUAAAGCAGCAAGAAUGGCUGGGGUAGUGCAGCAGAAGCUACCCUUUCAACACUGGGUGUCGCUGCCGUUUGCAAAGGAUGGGUGUGGCAGUGAGUUCAGGGUUUUAUGGGUGCACUAGUGCGCCCAGUCUGGUACCCCUGCUGGUGUGCCCAUGCAGCCCAGACCUUGGUACUGGCCUGGCAAGUGGGGUCAGGAGGGUGGUUCUGCAGCACUGCACCAGCUGCUCCUGCAUUUACAAAGCUUCUCCCUCGGAAACCUUCAUCCUCCCAUUGAAACCGCACACAGAGUAAUGAAAUGACUUGGCCCUGUGAACCCCCAAGAUCUAUUUCUUUAAAAAUCUCUUCCUGGAUGUCUUGUAGGUUGAUCCUGUUUUGAAAAGGCUCCACGACAGAUACCGAGGCCCUGAGCCAUCGGACAUGGUAGAGAUGGUUGAAGGGGAGCAGUUCUUUGCAGCCUUUGAACGAGGCAUCAGCAUUGAUGCAGGUAAAGUGCAGCAGAGCCCGCUUGUGUAAAUACCCCUGAAGAACAAAGGGACUUGGCCCUUGCCCGCCAUCCUCAAAUCUGUUGACACAAAGGGGUCUUAUGAAAGGAGGCUUUUUCAGGGCUCAGAAGUGAUUGUGCAGCCACAAGCUUAAGUCAGACGUGCUAAUAAACCUACAACCCUUACCAGCUUGCACCUUUUAAAAAACCCAAGCCUUCUAAAAGAGUAAUAGCAGUACCUUUUAAUUUUUGUGCUGGCCACUGAAUAGGGGAAGCCCCCUCCAUUGAGAUGCUAAUGUAAGAUAAGACACCAUGUUUUCCUGGCCCUUUGCCUGUCAAAAGGGAUCUGCAGCAAGGGCUGUGGUGUCUGCUCAGCAGGUGAUAUUUUCCUGCGUUGGGCCAUUGGGAAAUCCCCCAAACCAGUCAGUGAAGACAGGUCAUCUAUCAGUGAGUAUGUCCAUGCAAAACCAUUGAUUUUCUCAUUUUCGCUGGCCAAUUAAUGAUGCAGAAUCAGUGGGGGGGACUGAAUUAUCCCAGAUCCUCAUCUUGCCCCAACAGCCCAACUUUGACAGGUGGGCAGGACCCUAUUUGUCUCGUUGCCCCUUGAUUUUUAGCCUCUUACAGCACUGUGGCUUAAUGCAAACUGAUGCUUUGCCUGCAUUGCCUCCAACUUAACUCAGACCGCCCAGACUGCACUGACGGAAGGAUUUCGUUCAACUUUUUCUCUCACUUGAAAAACGUGAAGGAAGUCUACAUCACCUCUGAAGUGGACAGGAAAAGCAAAUCUGUGAAAGGGCAGGUACAUCGGUUUCUCCUUUUUGGCCCCAGCAAAGUUUCCCAUGAUAUAUUCAUUUAUAAUACGCAUCUUAAUAAAUGGACACAUCUCUCAUUAACAAAUGUAUUCCUUUUCCUCAUUGUCCUCAUUCCUAAUCAUGUGCCAGUUCAUAAACAGGGUUACUUAUCUUCUCAGAGUCCAUGGCCACGAUCCAAAACAUGAGUGUACUUAAAUCCUGCUGAAACAAAUCAGAGUUAAUUGCUCCAGUCCCACGUAUUUCUCUGGAUUGCACUCAUAUGUUUGUGAAAGGUGCAGAAUCCAGUCUCUAGCCCAGAAUCUAAUUUUUUUUUAAAAAAUGCAAAAUGUUAUAGAGAGAAAUUUCAAAACAUGCAAGCCCAAUAUGCAAAAGGCUUCAGUGACUGAUGGGGUCCAGGUAGGAUCUCCUGCCUAGGCUUGCCGAAACACCUUCACUUUUCCAAGCAUCAAAACUGUUAUAAAACCUCAAAUAUUGCUGCCAAAAUAAACCAUGCAAAUUUAGCUAGCUAUAUUUUCCAAGAAAGCUCUCUUAAGCAAGCUGAGAGAUCAUAAAUUUUAGUACGUGUUGCGUAACUUGGUCCAAAUAAGAUCAUAGGCAUAAAUUAUAUUUAGUUUCAUCAUUUUGUGCCUGGGUAGGAACAUAAUCUUCUCUGGCAUACAAAUUCAAUGGUUUUGGUGGGGCAGAGGAGGGCAAGUGGGGAAGAUGCCAACUCUGGUUUACUGACUUCGAAGAACAUAGCAUGAAUCCUCUGUAAUCAGUGGAGGAUGCACUUUAUUGCCCUUAAUAUCUGUGCUAGGAGGAACAAGGGGAAAUGGCGGAAGGACCCUGAGGGACAGGCAGGGAAGUAAAGAUCACCCAAGGUGAGAGACUGGGAAAAGAGAGGAGAGCUCCCAGGCGUCUUUGUGGCUGGCUGGGAUUAAGAGUUACUUCGGAUAGAGGGAAGAUUCUGUAUUUGUGCACCAUUUUUGAAUUUUAAAUAUCCUGCUGCUGAUUUUCUCCUCCCUUAUUUUUGUUAUGCUGCAGCGGUUAAGAGAAUCUGUAUUGUAUGUGGAUCUGUAGUCUAUGAUGUGUUUCCUAUUAUUAUAAUUGCAUUUUUGUAACUUUCUGAUCUUUUAAGGUUUCCUUUUACCGAGGUGCUGUUCCAGAUGACAUUCCUGAAGAGGUUACCAAGAGGAGGAAAGGCCCUGAUUCCCAUUGGCUAGCCACCUUGCCAAUCAAGCUACCCGUAAGUUGCCUAAGAUCCCUGGAUCAGUCCCCAACAUCUCCACAUAGGGCUGAAAAUGUCUCUUGCCUGAAGCCCUGGAGAGCCACUGCCAGACAAUGGAGACAGCACUGAAGUAGAUGGAUCAAUAGACUGACUCAAUAUAUAGUAGCUUUCUAUGUUCCUAAGUGGAGAGAUAAUUGUGGCAGGUUCGAUUGCUGUGUUGCUGGUUUUUCUUGGCCCAUGAAUAAUAGACAUAUGUGGUUUUUUUAUUCUGUUUUGGCAGAAAUUGAAAUCCCAGGGGAAGGAGCAGCCUACAACCCCAAAUGGCUUUUCUCUUCCCCCUCUGAAUUUGGGGAAUGCUGAAACUGGCUACUUGACCCAGGCCAACCUACUUGCCAUUGCUGGGCGUGUUGGAGCUGAUUGGCCAACGAUUGGCUUAAACCUGGGUUUGUCUUACCAGGAGGUAGAGCAGAUACGAUACAAUUACAGGUGAGUGAGGCUGAAUCUAGCCCUAAGGUGGCAAAAACACUGCCAAAACAGCCAAAUAAUGAUGGAGCAGGCUCAGUAGUUGCAGAAUAUUGAGCACCAGUUGAGAAAGAAAAAUGAAACACUAAUUAUUUUGACCGGAAGGCCGGGAGUCCUUGAGCUCCUUACCACAUAAUAUAACAGGAAUGGGAAACUCCAGAUGUUGGUGGUAUUCAGCUCCAGCCAGUACAGCCUGUGGUCAGAGAUGAAGGAAGUUGUUGUGUAGCAACAUCUGAAGAACUUUGCUAGCAUAUAGCAACAGCCUAGAGGGGAGGGUGUGACUGGCUGGCACCCCGAACAAGAGCACUCCAACACUUGGUAGCAGGUCUUAGAUGCUUCUCAUUUUUUUCUUGCAGAAGUUGUUUUGUCUCCCUCUCUCCAAACCUCAGAGAAUGCUGGAAAGCGAAAGCUGGGAUUUGCAAAAUAUUGGGGCGGCUGGCAAUAGAUGGGUGGAGGCCAGGACUGAAAGAAGUGAGGGGCUGGAACUUUUGAUGAGUGCAAAAUCCAAAACCAGAAUCCUUCUGGUCUUUAGACAAUUAUAGAAAAUGUCUGUGAGCUUCCAUGUCCCUUCCUCUGCCCCAUAAGGACUGAAGCUUGUUUUUAAAACACGUGUGAUUUCUCAGGUGGUGCUAAAUUAGGCAGAAGAACCUGCAGCUUUGAUCAUGCCGACCUUUCUGUUUCCGUGUCCCCUGCUCUACGAAGGCAGUUGGUAGGCUUCUGGAGAAGUGGUUGGGUUGCUGCCUAAUCUGAAAUUUAUUUUUCCAACGGUUGCUAAUGAAACAGGUCUUAGGAUUUUAUUGUUUUAUACUUUGUGUGUUUCGAACUAUUGUAAGCUGCCUGGAGCAAAUGAAAAGGCAUAUUGUAAAAUAUUUCAAGGAGACUCACCAUUGUGUGAUGCGCCAUCUGUAUUUUCCAGAGACGACCUCGGGGCUCAGGUUCUGCAUAUGCUCUUCUCUUGGGCUCAGCAAAAUGAAAAACACCCCGACUGUGUCGACAAGCUGAUCAGUGCCAUGAAGGAGAGCGGCCGCCAAGACAUAGCAGAUGAGAUCUCAGCCAUCAUUGCACUGGGAAGGCAAAAGUACAGGGAGUCCAUCAGGAGAGUGGGUCUAGACCAGGAGAGCAGCACCGAAGACUCUGCCAUUGCCAUGGUGUAGCUGCCAGCAAGAGGCCUCCGUUGCCUUGCUGUGGCUUGCAUUGGGCAGGCAGGAACCAGGCAAAGGACGGGCAGUGGAUCCGUGAAGGACCUGAGGCUGAGGACUGUUGACAACAUGCAUCUAGCCCCAAGUACUAAUGCUUGGUCUCAUGUCAAGCCCCCAGAUGUUCUCACCCAGGGCUGCUAGAAUGAGACUGACCUGCCGAACAUUAAUGACGCAGAGACAUGCUGAGCCCUAAAUGUUGCCAGUUUGGUGACUUAUUUAUUUCAUGUCCAUCACUACUCCUAUAAGGGGUAGAUCUGUUGUUAAAUUCAAGAUGGUUUCUGUGGGUGUCACCAUGUCCUCAGACACCCUCCUUGGUUCUUGGCAAGGCCUCCUGCCUCUCCUAAAUUGCAUUCCGAUUCUUCCAUGGGGCUCAGCUAUCUGAGCACUUCCCCACCCUGUAUGCUUGUGGGCCCCACAAUGGGGUGCUUGGCCUACUUUUUUGCUUGGCCAAUAGUUUGGUGUGUGUGUUGCCUGCUUUUUUGGGUUGGGUGUUGCCUACUUUGUCUCCAUUUUUAUUUUGUUUUUUGGGGGUGGCAAUUGGUAUUUUGCCUCAUGUUUUGAGGGGGAGGUUUCCUGAGCAUUGGCAGUUUUUCUUCUGUGGAAUGGAUAUUUUGUGGAACCCGUAGAAUAAAUUCCACGUUGUUCUAAGAAGCUUGUUCUCUCAGCACAAGCGCUUCCUCUUGCCUGAUGGAAUCUCCUCUCUCCUCCCCUAUCUGCUGUUUCUGGGGAUUCUCCUUACCCAAUUGGGCAGGGGCAUGGGUAAGGAGAGGAAAGCCUCAUUGUGCUAACAGAAGUCCUUGUGUGGGCUUCUGGUAGCAGGACCAGUUAGUUAAAUCUGGCAUCAUGACAUUUUCUUGGACUUCCAAAUGCACCCCUUGGCCCCAGAAAGGUUGGAGGGCCUUGCUCAGAGAAGAUUCUCUUGUAUUCCCCCCAACAUGCAUGGCUUUAGAUUUUAUUUUAAUAACUGAAGGAUCAUGGGAUUUGGGAGUGGGAACCAGGAAAAGUGACAUGUGCCUGCUAUCUGCUAUCAGACGUUACAUCUGGUUCACUUGGGGAAGGACUCUGGGCCUACUACUGACACUCCCAGUUGGGGGAACUGUUGCUAUGCCUUGUUAUUAACUGCCAGUUUCUUCUGGUCUCGGCUGCUAUCUCUCAACCUAGCCUACCUCACAGGAUUGUUGUGAGGAUGAAAUGCGAAAGCAUUGAGCUGCUUGGAGGAAAAAGGCAGGACACCAAUGAAAUAAAAACAAAAUUCAAACCUUCACGUUGUCACUGGUCAUAAGUGUGGGAUGCAUGGCUGUUUGAGAAGGAUAGGUUUCAGCAACCCUCACCUCUCAGUACCUAUGCCUCUGGACCUUCGGGGACAUGCUACCAGCGGCGUAGCGUGGGUUGUCAGCACCCGGGGCAAGGCAAG